Dromaius novaehollandiae (emu) is the source of this 5966-nucleotide messenger RNA. Its product is annotated as solute carrier organic anion transporter family member 1A2-like. Gene Ontology annotation, cellular component: plasma membrane. The transcript is spliced from 15 exons. The coding region runs from base 297 to 2282 and encodes 661 amino acids. Gene Ontology annotation, molecular function: bile acid transmembrane transporter activity; protein binding. NCBI's taxonomy places the organism in Eukaryota, Metazoa, Chordata, Aves, Casuariiformes, Dromaiidae. The record is from RefSeq and is a predicted model, not a curated record. Gene Ontology annotation, biological process: transmembrane transport; sodium-independent organic anion transport; bile acid and bile salt transport.
GUUAAUGAAGAAACACAUUUGAGAGGAUUAACAUUGCUGUGGAAAUUAGCAUUUGUAGAGAUUGACUGGGGGUGUUUGUGGAAGAAUGUGAAAGGGCAGUUUGGUCCUGUGGAGGACUGAAGGAUAGCUUGCUUCCCAGCCCUGACACCACAAAGUGGAAUGCAUUGAGAAGAGCAGGUGCUGCAAGGUAGCACUUGGACACUCUGUCUGAGACCAAAGGAGGAAAUUAACCUAUAUCCAUUCCAGCCAUAAGGAAGAUUCAGAAACAGACAUUGGAGUCACUUCAAAAAGGCAACAUGAAAGAAGCUGAGAAACCACGUGCAGAGGAGAAAUUCUGCUGCAUUUCCAAGCUUAAGGUCUUUCUGCUGGCGCUAUCAUUUGCGUAUGUUGGUAAAACGAUGUCUGGUGCUUACAUGAACAGCAUGUACACACAGAUAGAGAAGCAGUUUAAUAUUCCGGCUUCUUUAGUGGGGAUCAUUAAUGGAAGUUUUGAAAUUGGCAACUUGCUGCUGAUAGCAUUUGUGAGUUACUUUGGAGCAAAGCUUCACAGACCGAGAAUAAUUGCUUUGGGCUGCACAAUUCUGUCAUUUGGCUGUCUUUUGAUAUCACUUCCACAUUUCCUCAUCGGACGAUAUCAUAUUGAAAGCAGCAUUUCACCAUUUGAGAAUUCUUCAGUCAUGCCUCUGUGCUUUGUUAAUCAAAGCUCUUUCUCUUCGCCUACAGAGAAAACAUUAACAGAUUGUGAAAAAGAGCCUGGAUCCUUGCUGUGGAUAUUUGUGAUGAUUGGAAACAUAGUACGAGGAAUGGGUGAAACUCCCAUCAUGCCUUUAGGCAUUUCAUAUUUGGAGGAUUUUGCCAAAGCAGAGAAUUCACCUUUCUACUUGGGAUGUCUACAUACAGCAACUGUGAUCGGCCCAUUCCUUGGUUUCUUGUUGGGAUCAUUCUGUGCAGAACUGUUUGUUGAUGUGGGAUCAGUAAAUGCAGAGGACAUAACUAUAACAGUUACUGAUGCCCGUUGGGUUGGAGCAUGGUGGCUGGGCAUUUUGAUUUGUGCAUCACUGAAUCUUCUCGCAGGAAUACCUUUUUGGUUUUUGCCUAAGUCCCUUGUGAAGGAAGGAGAAACCAAUGAACCCGAGGAGUUCAGUAGAAAAAGUGUAGUACUAUUGCAAGAAAAUGAUAAAAAUGAAGCCAAGCAGACCAUGUAUGAAAUUGCUAAAGAUUUCAUCCCGUUCCUCAAGGCUCUGUUUCGCAACCCAGUUUAUAUGUUAUUUAUAUGCAUAACUGUGUUACAGUUCAGCGCAUUCAAUGGCAUGGUAUCCUUCAUGCCAAAAUACUUGGAACAGCAGUUUGGAAAAUCUGCGUCAGACGCCAUCUUUUUAAUUGGUGUUUACAACUUACCAGUUAUAUGCAUUGGAUAUUUUUUUGGAGGCUUGUUCAUGAAGAAGUUCAAGACAAAUAUCUCUCAGGCCGCAACCAUGGCGUUUUGGAUAUCUUUAUCAGAGUACCUUCUCUACUUUGCUGCCUACUGGACUAUCUGUGAUGCUUCACCAGUUGCUGGCCUAACAGUUUCGUAUGAAGGGAUGGACCAAGUUUCAUAUGCAGAAAAUACUCUAUUUGCUGGCUGCAACAGUGAUUGUAAUUGCACACUGAAAGUAUGGGACCCUGUCUGUGGGGACAAUGGAAUCACUUACGUGUCACCUUGUCUUGCUGGGUGUAAAGCCUCAAGGGGAACUGGAAAACAUAUGGUAUUUGAAAACUGCACCUGCGUUGCAGCCUCAGGGUUUUUAUCUCAAAAUGUCUCUGCAAUUCUGGGCCAGUGUGAGAGAGAAGAAAGCUGUGACAAGAUGCUUCAUUAUUUUUUAAUAAUGUCAUUAGUCUGCAGCUUCAUUUUUUCCUUAUCAGCCAUGCCUGGAUAUAUGGUCUUAAUAAGGUCUCUAAAGCCUGAAGAAAAGUCAUUUGGAGUGGGUAUCCAUGGACUAGCUUCAAGAGUAUUUGCUGGAAUUCCAUCUCCCAUUUAUUUUGGAGCUUUGAUAGAUACCACUUGCUUGAAGUGGGGUACUAUGAGUUGUGGAGGAGAAGGAGCAUGCAGGAUGUAUGACAUUGUCACUUACAGAUGGCUCUACCUGGGUCUGCCAGCAAUAUUACGUGGAGUGUCCUAUAUCCCAUGUGUACUAAUUCUCCUUAUAUUAAAGAAGAAACUUAAAUCUUCUGAAAGCAAAGUCUUAAUAAAUGCACCAGUGGAAAUGCAGGCUAAAGAAGAAGAGAAUGAGUCACUAAAAUAGCACUUCAAGGCAGGACAUAUCAUGGAAAAACAUCGCAGUGUAAAUUUAGGACAUAUCUUUGUGAAAAAUUUGUUACUUUUACUAGUGAACUCUUGGACAGACAUUAAUAGAAUUACACCUAGUUAUAUCCUAAUUCUGUUCUUAGAAAAAUACCGGUUUGUAAACAGAGGUUGCAGAAAAAAUGUGAGUGUUUUGUGCAAAAGAGCAAGGAGUAGAAGUAUGAAAAUUUAUGAAAUGCCGGGAUUGAGUCACCCGAGCAAAGGGCUAUGAAGCAAAAACAUAUGUUUUGAAUCCUGGUUUCACUGAAGUUGGUUAGAAUUUUGCCACCAACUCCAGUGAUGCCAGAUUUCAUCCUGGAAUUCCCCAGUGGCUUCUGCCACAGCCUCUCUUAUUGGCUGUAGAUAGGUCACAUAGCUUCUUUGGGCCACAGGAUUCCAUAAAAUUAUUUAAUUAUACUGCCAGUCCUUUCAGGCAAGCACUGUUUGUUAAUCUGCUUAGCGCAGAUGCCCAGUGCUAUGAACCUCGUUUAUGACAUGGCCUGGAUGCUUUGGUAACAAGAACAAAAGAAAAAAAAUUUUUUUUAAACUGCUGUGUUAUGGGGAUAUUUUAAGGCUUGUAUGCAGUGAGGACAAGGAAAAGUUCUCAGAAUUUGUCACUUCAGUCACGUUCACUUUAGAAAGGAAUAACUUGUGCAUCAAGAAUGAUAGAAGGGUAAGUGGGGGUAUUUUGCCAGCAAACUAAUGUCUGUUAAAUCCUAUACCUUUUCACGUUUUGCCAGAUUAUUCUUUGAAUGAUAAAUAAUAGUAGUUGUCUAUGUGCUCUUCCUGGUCUUUGUCCAACUUUUAUUUCUCUCAUAUGUGAUGCUACAAUGAAGGCAGUAUCCAUUUGGGGUUCAAAGUCAGUGAGUCACUGCCCUAAGAUGUCUAAGAUCUCAUAAAAAGAUCCUAAAUGUCUCAGGAACAGACACAUACAGACAAUCCUGCUGAUAGAGAUAUAUAUCAUGCUAGGUGCAUAUUUGGUUGAGUACAGUGCAUCCCUGUUUAGCCUCUAGAUUGGAACUGCCUCACAUCUGCACUUCAGUGCAGAGGAGCUUAGGUCUGUCUGGAGUUGGCCGUACGAGAACUUCUCAAGCCCUUUUAGUUUAGCUGUUGGAAAUCCCCCAAACCCCUAACUGUUGUUCCCUGCUGCAUAAGGCAUGGAGGGAGCUUCUGGAACAGUAUUCUAUACCAUAGACCAACACUCCAGCACUCGCAAGUGUUUUCUACUUACUUAAUCUGUAUUACACAGAAUCACUCUGAUAUUAUACAUCUGGGACCUUCUGCAGCCACAUAAAAACAGGAAGAAUAUUUCACCAACAUAGUUACAUUAGAGCAGUUAUGAGGUUAUACCAGACUCUUUAGCAUGGCUCAUUAACCAUGAUGUAUGUAUGCUUGAAAUUGUUUCAGAAAAAAUCAUGUCCCUCAAAGACAAAACACCCACUUCCUUCCGUGGAGCAGGGAAUUCAGCUCCAAAAUUUAAAGUUUUCAGCUUCAAACAUGGGAGGUCUUACAGUUAAUUCUUUCGAAGAGAGAGGUCACAGCUCCUUUCUUCCUUUGCACCAGCUGAUGGAGCUGAACAGCUAUGACAUGAGGAAGGGGAAGAGAAGAAAAGGAAAAUGUUAUGCAGCCUGUAACACAGCAGAGCAAAGAGUACAAUUCUCUAUUAUGCCCCAGGUAUUCUAGAGGCAUCAUGAAUAUUUGAGGCACAGCUGAUUUUCAUUAUUGUUCUUGCUACCCUAGGGCACUUACUGAAAGCCAUCAUUCUUCGUUGUCGUGAUUAUUAUUCCUCCAAAGCUAGAGUUAAAAAUCUCUUGCAGGCAUUUAGUCACAGUUUGGUGCCAAGGUAACCUGGGAAACGUGAAAAGAUACAGCAGACCAAAGUUUCACAGCUGUGGCAAACAAAAGGGCCUUGUUCGUUAGGUAAAUCUGUGCCAUAUAAAUGGACCACUGCCAAAGAGUCAGGCCCAGUUAACUCACUGUGUUUUGAAAUGGAAGGAAGCAGAUAGAAAAGUCUCCAGGUCUGACGUGUGGCCUUUUGGUACUGAUAUUCAUUUUCUUUUUAACUGUUUCAGUUCAUCUGCCUGAGGAAGUGUGGCAGAGUAACAGCCCAUCCUCACCAGACAGUUUGAAAUCAUUACCCUGCUACUCAAUCUGCUCAUCGACUUAGAAGGUGCUGGGUGGAGAAAAUGAAUGACGGCAUGGUAGAGAGAUUUCUUGGCAUAAGUCUAAGGUGGGAACAUUACUUCUCCAGAGCAAAACCAGGAAAUGGAGAGUACAGGUCAUUCCAAAGCAAUCUUUAUAAAAUCUUUAUAAUAUGUCAUGUCUGGUACAACAAAUAUUCCUGGGAAUAGGUUGAGAGGUUAAAAAAAAUAUUCUUGGAACUAUUCCAUCAAAUGUAAAGCCAGACUUUUAGACUUCAUCCUUCCAAGUUCUGUGCAUGCUGACCUCAAUUCAGCAAAGCAUUUAAGCAUGUGCCUAACUUUAAAAUGAGUGGCCACACUGAUGUUUAUUUUCUAAGCAGGUGAGCUGUGCUCAUGAACUCAAACAUCUCAAGACUGAUCGCAAAAAUGCCAUAGUUGUGACACUCAUUUGAACAGAGACUACUGCUGUAGGUUGCAGUAAGCACUAAAAUCAUAUCUACUGUGCAUGAAAGUUUGGGCUGAUCCUGGUCUGCUAUUUCAAGCACUAAGAUAUGCGUCAGCACUAUGGGUAACACAAGCCAAAAACAGCAAUAAUGUCAGUAGAAGUAACAGAGUAAGUGUGAGGUUUUCUAUAAAGUAGUCACAUAUGAAGUCUUUAGUUGAUUAAACCCCUCAAAUCCCAUCAAAUAAAAACGUGUGGUAAGUUUCUUUUCUGAGUGCUCAAGAGCUGAGCAGAUGGCUUUCACAAUACAGUGAACCACAUUUGUUUAUCACUGGUUCAGUAAAGGAUGCUUAUAGGUUGAGUUUUGAUUUUUAAACCUGCCAAGUGGAGGGCUGGGUGCUUGUGCCUAGAUACAGAAGCUGACAGACACUGAGAAACCAACACUUGAUGUUGUUCUGGCAGUGUGACCAAUACCAUCAUCUUGGAGAUAUUUUAAAAGGAAUGGUACUCAAAACUGUGUGCAUAUCAUGUGUUCAUCUAGUGUUUUGUAUUCAGUGCCUUCUGUAAUGAUUCCUGAUUCUUGAUCUGCUUUUUUGACCAUGGUCCAGUGCUGAGCUGACAUUUUCAAAGAAAUACCCACAAAGUCUUCAGUAUCUCACUGAAAAAGCUCACACUUUAUUUAAAGCAAAUCUUUAUGCAUGUGUAGGAUAUGAUAUUAUUUUUAUAUUUACAUUGUUUUAUAUCAAAUUUUAAUUUCAUCAUCUAUUUCAUUGCCAAGUGUCUUGGUAUUUUACAAGUUGUUAUUAACAGGUUUAGAUCUGUCUUAGAAAAUGUUGUAUCACACACAAAUGUCAUUGUCUCCCUGCUGUUUCUGAUGUUUCUAACAUUAAGAAUUUAAAUCUAUUCCAAGUGCAUGGCUAAAUAUUGCUGAUGAUGCAGUUUGGUUAAGGUAUGAUUCUUUUUAGAGAGAAAAUUCCUCAUCUGGGAGUACAAAAGGGAAAAAAUAUUACCUGUCAAGUGCAUUUUAAUUAAUGGGCAGGAAGGAGGUGUGGUGACCAAACCU